CAUUAAUUGUCAAUUCUAUGAGUAAAUGUCAAUGAUCAUCAAAUCAUCUCAUAGUGAGCAACAAAAUCAAUCAAAAUUUAUUGUGACACAUACGUCGUGAUUAAAAGCGCAGCUUCGCUGUGAUGCGAGCAUCGGGGCCUCACCCGCCAACAUGAAUUUCGACGACGAGUGCGUUUACGAAGACUCGGGCAAUGAGACCAGCGGCGACGACGUCGACUUUGGCGUCGACGCCGACGACAGCUCCAACACCAAUCUGCCACCGUUUGAGGAGGAGUACCAGUAUGAGGUGCUCGCCACCGAACAAAUCGUCCAACACAUGAACGACUGCAUUCGGGAAGUGAACACCGUGGUGCAGAUCCCAUCAACCACCACACGCAUCCUCCUCAAUUACUUCAAAUGGGACAAGGAGAAACUUAUGGAGCGAUUCUACGACGGCAACCAGGAAGAGCUAUUCAAGGAGGCGCAUGUUAUCAGUCCUUAUAAAAAGGCACCAGUAGCGGGGACCACAUCAGCUCCGCAAACUAAAAACACUAAAGAAAAAGAAAAGGAUAAAGACAAAGAAAAAGAAAGCAAAAACGAAAAAGAUAAGAAAGAGAAAAAGGGAGCAAGUCGAAGUUCAGGUAGUGCAGUUGCCGGACGUGAGGAAUGCGCCAUUUGCUUUAUGGUCCUGCCACCAUCAGAACUUACCGGAUUGGAAUGCGGCCAUCGAUUUUGUUUCCAUUGUUGGAACGAAUACCUAACAACAAAGAUCAUGGAAGAAGGCGUUGGUCAAACAAUCGCCUGUGCAGCCCAUCAAUGUUCUAUUCUUGUAGACGAUCAAACUGUAAUGCGAUUAGUCAAAGACAGUCGAGUCCGACUCAAAUACCAACAACUUAUAACCAAUAGUUUUGUUGAAUGCAAUCGUCUGAUGAGAUGGUGCCCAAGCCCAGACUGCACAUUCGCACUUAAAGUUAGUUUCGUCGAAGCGAAACCUGUAACCUGCACAUGUGGACACACAUUCUGCUACGCAUGCGGAGAAAACUGGCAUGAUCCAGUUCGCUGUGCCAUUUUAAAACGUUGGAUUAAAAAAUGUGAUGACGAUUCGGAGACUUCCAACUGGAUAGCAGCCAACACCAAAGAAUGUCCUAAAUGCAAUGCAACCAUAGAGAAAGACGGCGGUUGUAAUCACAUGAUAUGCAAGAAUCAAAACUGCAAAGCAGACUUCUGUUGGGUGUGUCUUGGUCCUUGGGAACCACAUGGUAGUAGUUGGUACAACUGCAAUCGUUACGAUGAAGACGAAGCGAAAGCAGCGCGUAAUGCCCAGGAAAAAUCCAGAGCAAAACUACAACGAUACUUAUUCUACUGUAAUCGCUACAUGAAUCACAUGCAGAGUCUGCGUUUCGAACACAAACUCUACAUGUCAAUCAAAGACAAGAUGGAGGAGAUGCAACAGCACAAUAUGAGUUGGAUAGAAGUACAAUUUCUGAAGAAAGCAGUGGAUAUUCUCUGUGAAUGCAGACAGGCAUUGAUGUACACAUACGUGUUUGCAUUUUAUUUGAAGAAAACCAACCAAUCUGUGAUAUUCGAGGAUAAUCAAAAGGAUUUAGAAACAGCGACGGAGAUGCUGAGUGAAUAUCUCGAGCGGGAUAUCACACAAGCUAAUCUGGUAGAUAUAAAACAAAAAGUGCAGGAUAAAUACAGAUAUUGUGAUGGUCGCAGGAAAGCUCUGCUGGAGCACGUUCACGAAGGCUACGAGAAGGACUGGUGGCAAUAUUCCGAUUAAAUUACAUUUACAUGUUGUCAGCGACAUUUUUUUCCUCGAAUCUAGUUUUACGACACAUAAAUCGAAAAAUCUAUCAAUUUA
Molecule: messenger RNA, 1843 nt
Organism: Dalotia coriaria
Lineage: Eukaryota; Metazoa; Arthropoda; Insecta; Coleoptera; Staphylinidae
Product: E3 ubiquitin-protein ligase ariadne-1-like
Exons: 2
Coding region: 152-1762 (536 amino acids)
Biological process (GO): positive regulation of proteasomal ubiquitin-dependent protein catabolic process; ubiquitin-dependent protein catabolic process; protein polyubiquitination
Cellular component (GO): nucleus; cytoplasm; ubiquitin ligase complex
Molecular function (GO): zinc ion binding; ubiquitin protein ligase activity; ubiquitin conjugating enzyme binding
Source: RefSeq, a predicted model, not a curated record